Hyalella azteca is the source of this 350-nucleotide messenger RNA. RefSeq lists its product as uncharacterized. The transcript has 4 exons. Lineage: Eukaryota; Metazoa; Arthropoda; Malacostraca; Amphipoda; Hyalellidae. The coding region runs from base 24 to 350 and encodes 108 amino acids. The record is from RefSeq and is a predicted model, not a curated record.
ACUUUUAUCUCUUACUUGACAACAUGAGCGUUAACUUCGAAGGAGUUCAGGCGGCUAUCGCCAAGAACGCGACGAUCUUGGAUGUGCGCAACCACGACGAGGUCGAGAAGGAUGGCAAGAUUCCAGGCUCCCACAACGUCCCUCUGCCGGAGUUGGAGGCUCAUAAGCCAUUUAAUCACCUCCCCAAGUGCCGGAGUUCGAGGCUCAUAAUCUAUUCAAUCACCUCCCCAGUGCCGGAGUUGAAGGCUCAUAAUCUAUUUAAUGACCUCCCAAAACAACACUUGACGUACCAGGGAUCGUUCAGCGACUGGGUGGCCCACGGCGGCGAUGUUGACAAGCACGAUCAUUGA